AUGAUAGGAAAACAGCCGCGAUUGUUUUUUUUUAUUUCGCUGUGUGGACUGAUGUUGGCGAUUUUACUUGCGACGUGGGGCAUACCGAAGAUUGUCAGAAGACAAAUACAGAAGAGCGUACAGAUAGACCCGUCCUCUCAGAUGUUCGACAAGUGGCAGAAACUGCCAAUGCCGCUAAAUUUCAAGGUCUACGUGUUCAAUGUCACCAACGCCGAGGAGAUCAGCGCCGGAGCCAAGCCAACGCUUCAAGAGAUCGGGCCCUACGUCUAUAAGCAAUAUAGAGAAAGGAUAAUUCUCGGCUAUGGCGAGAACGACACGGUGGAGUACAUGCUGAAGAAGACCUUCGUCUUCGACCAGAAGGAGACGGGCUCCCUGUCAGAGGAGGAUGAAGUUACUGUCAUCAACUUCACUUACAUGGCAGCUCUUCUUGAAGUCCAAGAGUUGAUGCCCAGCCUGGCUGGAAUGGUCAACGGGGCGCUAGAACAGAUGUUCACCAACCUCACGGACCCGUUCCUGAGGGUCAAGGUCAAAGACCUCUUCUUCGAUGGCAUCCACCUUAACUGUGUUGGAAACUCUGCAUUGGCUCUAGUAUGCGGAAAAAUUAAAGCUGAUAAACCAGCUGCAUUGCGUCCCUCUGAAGACGGGAAAGGUUUUUACUUUUCCAUGUUUGGCCAUAUGAACCUGACAGAAUCCGGUCCAUACGAGAUGGUGCGCGGUACAAAAGACAUCCAGGAUCUAGGACACAUAGUUUCCUACAAGGGCAAGAAACAGAUGAAUUGGCGAGACCCUUACUGUAACCAGCUGAACGGGUCUGAUGCGUCCAUCUUUCCACCGCUUGAGGUCGCCCCUGAACGGUUAUACUGCUUCGAACCUGAAGUAUGCAGAUCUCUGUAUGCUAAUUUGGUUGGACCAGCAACCAUUUUCGACAUGAAUGCGAUCUACUACGAAAUAGGAGAAGAAGUGUUGGCGGCUAAAACUGCGAACCCGGAUAACAAGUGCUUCUGUCGAAAGAACUGGAGCGCCAACCACGACGGCUGCCUGCUAAUGGGAGUGGUGAACCUGGAGCCUUGCCAGGGUGCGCCGGCGUUAGCGACGUUGCCACACUUCUACCUAGCCUCCGAAGAGUUGCUACAAUAUUUCGCCGGAGGCAUCAGUCCAGAUAAGGAGAAACAUAACACUUACCUGUACCUUGACCCGGUUACCGGUGCCGUGCUGAAAGGUGCCAGACGUCUGCAGUUCAAUAUCGAGCUGCGACAGAUGAAGCUGAUUCCACAGCUGGAGAAUGUUCGCACGGGCGUAUUCCCGUUGGUCUGGAUCGAAGAGAGCGCAGAAUUACCUCCAGAGAUACAACAAGAGCUGAAGCAGUCCCACACGUUGCUAGGAUACAUGGAGAUGGCGCGCUGGAUCCUGCUGUCCAUAGCCAUCCUCGUGCUAAUCGCCAGUCUGUUCCAACUGGCGAAAAGCGGCGCCCUACCUUUGUACAGGCAACACACUAAUUCUGUCAGUUUCGUGUUAUCGGCUACUGGAAGUAGUAAUAAAUUUUAGUUAGUCGAAAUCUGAAGGCUUAAAUGGGCUAACAGAUUUACCGAACCGG
This is a messenger RNA of Leguminivora glycinivorella, 1594 nucleotides long. RefSeq names its product sensory neuron membrane protein 2-like. Gene Ontology annotation, cellular component: membrane; cytoplasm. The record is from RefSeq and is a predicted model, not a curated record. Lineage: Eukaryota; Metazoa; Arthropoda; Insecta; Lepidoptera; Tortricidae. Gene Ontology annotation, molecular function: scavenger receptor activity.